AAUUCAACAUUAAGGUGAUUAGUACAGUUGAACAAUUAAUACUUGAGUAUUUUUUUUUCAACAUUCAUUAUUCAAUUUUGAAAUUUAAAUGAGACUGUAAAGUGCUUCAGUGAGAAAUCCAUUAAAAAGUGUAAUGAAAAUUUCUCUUUCUACUACUAAAAAACCAUUCAAUGAUCCUAGGGGGGGAAAGCAUUUAUUAUACCUACUGUUACUGAUUUUUGUUUUUUGCAAAGUUAUUGUUGUUAACCUCUAUUAAAAGAAAUGCUUCAAUUGUUGGAGAGCUAAGCAAAUAUUUACUUUAGAAAUGAAUAAACAGUUUAAGUUUCUGUCAAUAGUUUACUCACAUUUUGUUAAGUUGAUCAUUUGUACCAUCGGCUACUGAAAACAAAAUACUUUUCCGGACAUUAUUACGAGUAUCUUAAAUUACAGAACUGCAAUUAUUGUUUAAAAAGUAAUAAUGUAAUUUUGAAACAACAUAUGGUAAAUAAUAAAGACUUCCACUUCAAGCCUUUCCUGCAUUAUAGUGAUUUUAGCACAGUGUAGUUAUUCAAAUAACAGAACUGAGUUUUUAGAGGAAUAAUUAUACUCACUAUGUCGGUGUUAAUUUCAAAUUACACUACCACUUUUUAAAAAUUGUAGUAUCUAACUCCUUUUUUUGUAGCAGUCUUGCUUUCAAGAUGGAUAUAACUUCACUACUAAUGCUUUCCUCCUUUGACACAAUAAAGAACUAGUGAUGUCAAAUGAGCAUUUGCAGAAUGCCUUUGAAGGUUAAGUAAUUGCAGCUCUCAGAUAAUCCAGGGUAAUCUGCUCUGACUAAAUGGAAGCUACAUGCCCAAGUUUGGCAUCCAGGAUGAUUGUCUAGGAGUAAAGGAUAUCUUUGAUUUUGGAUUUACCUAUUGUCUUGGAAAGAAACCAUGCAUCUGCUUGCGGCUGUUUGUGUCAUGAUCGGCAUUUUGGAAGCAGUGGAUAGUUUCUGCCCUUCUCAAUGCAGCUGCAGUUACCACGGCAUGAGUGAUGGAACCAGAACAAGAUCUGUGCUUUGUAAUGAUCCUGAUAUGUUUGAAAUCCCUAUCAAUAUUCCUGUGGACUCUGUAAAACUCCGGGUAGAAAAGACAGUCAUAAGAAAAAUUCCAGCAGAUGCUUUUUAUUACCUGGUGGACCUCAAAUAUCUAUGGCUUACUUACAAUUCUAUCACCAGCAUUGAUAGCAGAAGCUUUUAUAGUUUAAAGCAGCUACAUGAAUUGCGUCUGGAUGGCAAUUUGUUGUUGCGUUUCCCUUGGGAGUCAUUGGCUGAGAUGUCCAAUCUACGAACUCUAGAUUUACACAAUAACAAAAUGACCAGUAUUCCAGUUGAGGCCGGCAAGUACCUGAGAAAUCUCACUUACUUAGAUAUAUCUAGUAACAAACUAACAUCCUUGCCUUCAGACCUCAUGGAUAUCUGGCUUCCUUUUUCUGAAACAAAAGUACCCAGAAAUACAGAUACUCCGAUGCACAGGGUCAUAUUAGGUCUGCAGGACAAUCCAUGGUAUUGUGAUUGUCGUAUUUCCAAGCUGAUUGAAUUUUCCAAAACUGGGGAUAGUGCUCUUAUAUUCCUGGACCCUUUUGUGGCUUGCAAUGGACCUGAAAGCUUGUCUGGCAUCUUGUUUCAAAGAGCAGAGUUGGAACAGUGUUUGAAGCCAUCAGUAAUUACUUCAGCUACAAAGAUUACAUCACCUCUAGGAAGCAACGUGCUUUUACGCUGUGAUGCAACUGGAUAUCCCACGCCACAACUCACCUGGCUUAGAACAAACAAUAGACCAGUGGACUAUACAGUUAUUCAAGAAAGUCCAGGAGAAGGUGAAAGAUGGUCCAUUAUUAGUCUGACAGGCAUUUCCUACAAAGAUGCAGGAGACUACAGAUGCAAGGCCAAAAAUUUCGCUGGAAUGUCUGAAGCUUUUGUUACUCUCACUGUUAUUGGUGUUACCACAACGGAAUCUUCCCCAAAAUAUGGCAAGAAGACAGGAACAGAGCAAGCAAAUAUUACUCAAGAAGAUGUCAAACUAGAAUUUUUCAAUGUGACACUUUCUUCUUCUACAAUAGCAUCCACAACCACCUUUCCAUCUACAACUAUGGCCACCACUGAAAAAUUCACAACUAAAGGAGAAACUGACACAAAGCAACCUGAGCCCAUGCCUGAUGACAAAAAGAAUGGGAACACAAUUGUGAGUGGAAGGAAAAAGCAAUUGGAUACAUCACUCAGUGUAGAGUCAGCAGAUGAACAAAAUAUCACUCUGAAAAACCUAAGAGUAAUUCCUGAAACCAGUGAAAGAGUGACCUUGAUGUGGAAAAAUAUUGAUGUCUCUAAUAGCUCUGCUGUGACUGUGCUGUAUUCCAAGUAUGGAGAAAAAGUGAUGCUGUCACUAAAUCCAGAUCCCACAAAAAACAAAGUGACAAUAGAUGGUUUGGAGCCUAGCACAAAGUACAUGGCCUGUGUCUGCCCCAAAGAGAUGCUUCCCACCAAAGACCAAUGCAUCAUUUUCUCCACGGAUAGAAUUACUCUGGAAGACAAUUCUCCUAUUUCCAUUUUGCUAGUAGCUAGUGGGGUAGCCUGUGCACUUGUGAUACCACUCAUUUUUUUCCUAUUGUAUAAAGUUGUGAUGCUUCACAGGAAACCAAAAUUCAUCAAGGAAGAUGAACUUGCAAAAGAGACUUAUAUCAAAUUUGAAACUCUUUCUUUUAGACCACAUUCCAUGGGAGCAAAUGUGGAGAUCUGGACUCACCGGAACACCGAUGAAUCUGAAAGACAACUACUUUGUUCUAGGUCAAGUAUGGAUUCGCAGAUGACCUUCAAAAGUGAAGGUUCUAGGUCAAAGUACUUCUACUAACUCUGGGUUCUGUAGAUUAGACAAUCUACAGAACCCAGAGACAGCAGAAGUUCUCUGACCAAGAACCUUCAAUUUAGAUAGAAGCAAAAGAAGCUGAGACCCAAUACUGGAUCAAUGCCAGUCACAAAUCAUGGAUGACAAAUACUGUAAAUGAUAGAAAUUAAACUCUUAUGUGGUGAGGAAAGGAAAAUGCUUCUACAAAAACAUUUAAUGACACUUGAUUAUUCCCGAAGCACUUAUCACUGUAUAGCUUUUUUCUGAUUAAUAUUUUGUUGUUUAAAAAAAGUUUUAUGUAAAAUAUGUAUUUUUUCUUCCAUGAUGCUCUCCAUAUUUCUUUCAAUUAUAUACUGCAGUUCAAUGCAAAGUACUUAUCAAUAUUUUGUUUAACUAACUCAAACUCCUGAGUUAUGCAUGAGUGGAAAAACUCAAUGGGGCACAACCCAGAGUAAGCCAUUUCAAUUAGGUUGAUGAAUUAGUUUGAUUUUGUAUUGUGGUCAAGAGGUUGUAUAAUUAAAAAUAUGAGAUUCAAUUUGGGGAAUGCACAUAAAUAUUUAUAAGGUCAAGGUGUAAUGCAGUUAAUCAGCACUAAGAUUAUAUAUAUAUGCAGCUAACUAAAGUAAGUCAGAAGCUACACCUGGAAUAAGUCACAACUAAAUUCCACUCAAAUCACUUAUUUGAUAACUUGGACCUAUUAUGUAAUUCCACGAUAGAUUCUUUUCAGAAGAAUCAUGUGAGGAAUGCAUUUCCUCAACCCAUGGAAUGAGUUUAAGCUAAUGAUGAAUAUGCAUAAGUAAGAGCUGCAACAAAGGAACUAACAUUAUAUAAUGAAAUUGUAUAGUAUUUUCUUCCUAAGCAGUGGGUUGGACUAUAAGACCUCCAAAAUCCCUUCUAACUAUUCUAUUCUGUUCUAUUCUAUUCUAUUCUAUUCCACUCCACUCCACUCCACUCCACUCCAUACUGCAUAGAGGUAAGCUAGAGGAACAUAUUUUGGACUUAUCCAUUAAGAUUAGAAAAGAAUAUUAAGAAUAAGUAAAGGAGAGUUUGAAAUAUUAAAACAAAUAGUAUCUUUUUUCAAAAAAUCUAGGCCACAGUACAAUGGUUCUCCUCCAGUAUUUGCCUUAGUAUUUAUCUGGUAUUCAAUGAUAUAUUGCUAUUGAUUAUAAUAUUUUUAUUUUAGCCAUUCUAAGUACCUUAUUCUAAGUAAUUCUAGGCAAUAGUGGUUAAUGCAUCAGUUCUUGAAUGUGAAUGAAAUGAUUAAUCCUUUUUUAAAUACCUAGUAACAUUAUUAGCCUUUAUUAUGGUCAAGAGGCUGUGAUGGCUCAGCAGUUAAAUAAGCUGAGUUUGUUAGCUGGAAAGCUGACAGUCUGGUUCAAGAUCUGCAUGCUGUGUGAUGGGAUGAGCUCUCGUUACUUGUCCCAGCUCCUGCCCAGCUAGCAGUUUGAAAUCGUGCAAAUGCAAGUAGAUAAAGAGGUACCACUUUGCUGGGAAGUUAACAGUGUUCCAUGCACAUUGGCUUAUGGUCACGCUGGCUACAUGAUCAUAGGAAUGUCUAUGUAGACCAUGCUGGCUUCCUCAGCUAAAAAAUGAACAUGAGCACUGCCCUCCUAGAGUCGGAAAUGACUGGACAGGUGAAACCUUUACCUUUAACCUUCUUAUGAUCAAUGGCCAAAUGUAUACACGUUUACAUUAUGAAGGUUACAGAUUUGGAAUUUCAGAAAGUAAUGAAAACUGAAAUAACAUAGAGUGAAAGAAGUAGAUUACUACCGUAAAGAAUUCAAACACUUUAAACAGAACUGAAAUUAUAGAAGUAUCACAUUCUGGUUUCUCCUAAUAGUGUAUUUAGUUGCUUUUCUUUUAAUAAGAAAAAUAUUAAGUUAGAUUUUUGGAGCUUAGUAGAAGACUUAAUACCUUUUAUUUCUCAUGUAAGCAGAGUAUAUCACCUUUGGAACAGUUUCUCCCAUAGGAUUUGGAUGGCCCUGAAUCUAUGUUAAAAGCUUCAUUCUUUUCCAUGAGCCCAUCCCGGGCACCAGACAAGAAUGGUGGAUAAGCUUGUGUUUCUGAGAGAUGGUUUAUACAAUUGGUGACCUCCAGCUGUUUGGUGUUUAUGUCCUGCUUUAUGAAUUUAGGGUUUUUUGAUGGUUGAAUGUAGGGAUAUUUUAUUUACCAUGUUCUUUUGGGGUUUUGAUAUAUUGAUGUACGCCACCUUCAAAAAAAUUGGACA
Molecule: messenger RNA, 5085 nt
Organism: Thamnophis elegans (Western terrestrial garter snake)
Lineage: Eukaryota; Metazoa; Chordata; Lepidosauria; Squamata; Natricidae
Gene: LRIT3
Product: leucine rich repeat, Ig-like and transmembrane domains 3
Exons: 4
Coding region: 915-2864 (649 amino acids)
Molecular function (GO): protein binding
Source: RefSeq, a predicted model, not a curated record